Messenger RNA from Sitophilus oryzae (rice weevil), 2018 nucleotides. RefSeq lists its product as uncharacterized. Bases 190 to 1191 code for a protein of 333 amino acids. Lineage: Eukaryota; Metazoa; Arthropoda; Insecta; Coleoptera; Curculionidae. The transcript is spliced from 6 exons. The record is from RefSeq and is a predicted model, not a curated record.
ACGUAGAAUAGAAAAUUUUCCAAAUUACCUGAUGAGAAGGUAAACACAAAAAAUCAAUUUUUCUCCUACGUCAAUUAACCCAAAUAUGUACGUAAAUUUGACAUAGAAUUUUACUAUAUUUUUUCUUCUAUUUAUAUUUUAUUUUAAAAAUGCUCAGUAGUUAAUUUAAAACGAAGCAAUAAUAACACAAUGGAUAGUCAUUCGUUAGAAGAAGUUACGAGUAGGUCGAGCAGGGACAACAGCCUAAAUUUAGGAACAUCUCAAACAAGCCUAAAGAGUACAAAAAGUCUAGAUAAAUCGAGUUCAGGAGGCAGUUUAAAAAAGGAAAAAUGCACCAUACAAUUUAAAGAUACCCCACAGGAAAUCGACAAUCCAAAAAUACCUACUGAUGCAUCGCUGAAAGUGCCUCAUAAAAUAAUUGCUAAUUGGAGAUCAGCUUGUGAUAAGACUAAAGACAAGACAAAAGAUUUACUGAAAAGGUGGAGGACACUUCCUGAAAUUGAAGCAGAAAAUGUUGAUAAAAACACAAAUCAUCCAGAGACCAAAAAGGAAGCCCAAAGUGAGAGUGGCUGGAGCGUUCAUGUAUGGACCACAUGGGUCGACAGAUUCAGUAUAGAUUCGAUUGAAGAUCACAAAGAAGAGUCUUAUAUUCUCACACCUAUUCAAAAAAGCAAAUUUUCCCAUUUCUUUACUUGUCUUUUAGACCACGAUCAAGAUAAUUUAAUCAGCGAACAAGAUUUUGAAGCACUGAUUGAGAGAUUAAGACACUUUGCUGACUGGUCUCAAAAUUCAACGGAAUACAAUAUUUUGCGUGAAGUUGAAAGAGGUUUUAUAUCAUCUUUUUUAAAAGACAUAUCAGAUGAUAAAUUUGGAUUUGAAGUUAAUGAUAUCAUUUACCUUACAAAAGAGGGAUGGUUAAGCAAAUGGGCAGAACUCAUCAAAGGAUCAAGAAAUGUAAUAGAUUUCCCGAUAUGGCUACAGUUUUUUAUUAAAGUUCUUUUUCAAGUUAUAAACAGAGGAGGUACGGGAACUAUUACAAAAGAAGAAUUGAGUAAUUUUUACUCCUCAGUUUUGUGCCUGGAUGCUGCAAAAGUCAAAGAUAUUCUUGACCUUGCAUAUCAAGCCAUGACAAUGGCGACCACCCCCUUCAUUAUCGAUCAUUCCGGCUGUGUUUCUCCAAUUAUCUUUUAGGGAGAUAUCCAAAUGGCUCAGGGCACCAUAUUCUGGGUGCCCCACCUACAGAAACAUCGUCUGCUAUGUUUCCUGUCGACUACUCAGCUUUAAACACACAACCUGAAGACUUAGAGCAAUAUACCCCCGACCAAAAAUCCAACAGAAGAAGCGUUGUUGUUUGAAAUGAAAGGCUGAGUUUAGGGUCCCAUUAUGUAUAACAAUGAGCAAAUAGAAUCAGAUAUAUAUUAUAGAGUGAUUAAUAUUACGAAACAGGAAUAAUGCUUUUACACGUUUUAAUUACAAUCAUAAUCAACGUAACGUCAAUUAAGUUCGGAAAAAAGAAACUAGCCAUAUAGAAUAUUAGAAAAUGUACAUACACAAUGAAAAAAAUAGAGGUUCUUAAAAUGUUAAUGGAUGUUAUACACAAUUAGGCUUUUUUCCUUUACAACAAGUGCACCUUCUUAAAAUAAAUUCUAAAUACUAUGUGAUAUUAGAGAGCCUAUGCAUAAAUAAAACGAUUAUUUCUUAGAAAAUGUAUGUAUAUGUGCAACUUUUGAUUCUCAGCAAUAAUUAAUGCAAUCUGAUUAAAUAGUUUAUUUUCUUAAUUAUUACUUUUAAAGCUACUUUUUAGCUUUAACUUUGUUGGAUAUGUAUUUACAAAAAUAACUUAUUUCUUUACAUGCAAAAGGGAAUUGUUACAAAUAUAAUAGCUUAUAAUAUAAUAUGGUUGUAAUAUAAGAAUUUUUUUAUUGAAAUUGUUAAAUCUGCCUCUACCUUUGGUAUGGCCAUAAGCAAAAAGCACAUUUUGUAGUCAUUUAUCUUAGCAAUAAAAAACAAAUUGUAAA